Molecule: messenger RNA, 1211 nt
Organism: Scatophagus argus
Lineage: Eukaryota; Metazoa; Chordata; Actinopteri; Scatophagidae
Gene: hadh
Product: hydroxyacyl-CoA dehydrogenase
Exons: 8
Coding region: 80-1009 (309 amino acids)
Biological process (GO): fatty acid beta-oxidation
Cellular component (GO): mitochondrion
Molecular function (GO): NAD+ binding; (3S)-3-hydroxyacyl-CoA dehydrogenase (NAD+) activity
Source: RefSeq, a predicted model, not a curated record
GUCACGUGAUCGCCGACCUUCCUCCUACUUCUCGGUGUCCACCGGAGUCCGUUUCAGUCCUGCAGCAGCUUCAUUCACCAUGGCUUUCUUCACCCACCAACUCUGCAGAGGUUUCUCGUCUUCGGCUGUCCGGAAUGUCGUUAUUAAGCACGUAACAAUCAUCGGAGGUGGACAGAUGGGUGCGGGAAUUGCACAGGUUGCUGCGUCAACUGGCCACUCCGUGACGCUGGUGGACACAAAUGACGAUAUCCUUAAAAACGCUGUCAAAGGGAUUGAGGGAAGCCUUAAAAGAGUGGUGAAGAAGAAGUAUGCCGAUAAGCCGCAGGCAGGUGAGGAGUUCAUCCACAAAGUCCUGCAGAACGUGUCGACCGCCACAGAUGCGGGAUCUGCAGUUGUGGGCACUGAUCUUGUGUUGGAAGCCAUUGUGGAAAAUCUAAAAAUCAAACAGGGUCUCUUUGGUCAGCUUGACAAGGUGGCUCCACAACACACCAUCUUUGCCAGCAACACAUCCUCCCUGCCCAUCUCUGACAUCGCCAGCUCCACCAACAGGCUGGACAGAUUUGGUGGACUUCACUUCUUCAACCCAGUGCCUAUGAUGAAGCUUGUAGAGGUCAUUAAAACCUCAUCAACAAGCCAAGAGACUUUUGAUUCCCUCUUGAACUUCAGCAAAGCGCUUGGGAAAACACCAGUGUCCUGCAAGGAUACGCCAGGAUUCAUUGUAAACCGCCUACUUGUGCCGUACUUACUGGAGGCGGUCCGGCUCUAUGAGAGAGGUCAUGGAUCCAAAGAGGACAUUGAUAUUGCCAUGAAACUCGGUGCAGGUUAUCCCAUGGGACCCUUUGAGCUCGCGGACUACGUGGGACUGGACACUGUCAAGUUCAUCAUUGAUGGUUGGAGUGAAAAGGAUCCCAGCAACCCGCUAUUUAGCCAGAGUGAAUUGCUGAACAAGUUGGUGGCAGAAGGCAAAUUUGGCAAAAAAACAGGAGAAGGAUUCUACAAGCCAAAGUAAUUUGGUGAUAGAUGUCGCUGUGGAACGAAUCAGAACUUCAGAAAAUAAGCGAUCCAACAAGGACUGUGAAGAAACAGAAAAAGUGCCUGCACCUUCGUCAUUAAAGGUCGACCUUUGUCUGUCAAUUUAUUUUCCUUAAAUUACAUCUGCGUUUUUGUGUGUGAAGAUAUUAAAUCUGAUUAUUAAAUAGAUUUUCCAAUUA